AUGGAUAACAGCUAUUACCCAUUAACGGAGGAACAACUCCAGUUCUACGAGGAGAAAGGAUACUUGCUCAUUCAUGGCUUCUUUAAUGUUCCUGAGACCAAAGUCCUACAACAGUGGACUCAGGAAGUUCACGACCUCCCAAGGACCCCAGAUGCCUCUUAUAUGCCCUAUGAGGAAGUCAAUGCCGAAGGCAAAAGGGUCCUCUGCCGCACAGAGAACUAUGCCAAUUCCCAUGCUGGCUUCGAUAGUUUUCUGCGUGGUGAGCGCAUCUUGAGCGUUCUCCGUCAGCUCGCUACUGAGGACAUGAUUCUUUUCAAGGAGAAGAUCAACUACAAACUCGCUGGUAGUGGUGGCUUCUCUCCUCAUAUCGACGCCAAUGCAUACACCCACGUCAAGAAAAUUAAGCACCUGACGGUGCUUGCUGCUGUUGACGAGAUGACCUCAGAGAAUGGUGGACUUGACGUGGUCGACGGCAGUCACCUUAUGGAGGUACCGCUUGGAGAGGACCGUUGCAUUGAGCCUGGCUGGGUCAAGAGCCAAACAUGGACGCCUUGCAAUCUACGACCAGGUGACAUUCUCGUUUUUGGCUCCUACCUUGCCCACAAGAGUGGCGCCAACACCAGCUCCAAGGACCGACGCGCAAUUUACGCCACAUACAACCGCUUGGCUGAGGGUGACCUGCACGAUCAGUAUUAUGAGGAUCGCCGUAAGCUGUGGCCUGCCACGCACAUGCGGAAAGAGGGAGAGAGGUAUGAGGAGGGCAGAAUGCGGUAUGGCUACGGCUCCCCGAUGCUGACGGUCGAGGGUCAACAGCCGGUACUCGCGUAG
Messenger RNA from Aspergillus luchuensis, 828 nucleotides. Its product is annotated as phytanoyl-CoA dioxygenase family protein. The record is from RefSeq and is a predicted model, not a curated record. The transcript has 4 exons. Bases 1 to 828 code for a protein of 275 amino acids. NCBI's taxonomy places the organism in Eukaryota, Fungi, Ascomycota, Eurotiomycetes, Eurotiales, Aspergillaceae.